AUGGCUUAUGCGCAAUAUUUCUUUGCUAAUUUUAAUAACAGCGAGGCUGUCAUAGGUACAUGUAACUCUAUGUGUCCUGAGGAAGAAACAAAGUUAAGAGAAAAAGAGCGGCUUAUUCAUGUGUUAGAAACGGAGAAUGGAGUUAAGAAAUUGGUGAAAGCGUAUUGCCGAUCGGCCGCAGAUAGAACGAUGGCAGUUCCACGAUUACUACGGCCUUACUCGGUCUUAAAAGACACUGUGGAUUACCUAUUGCUAGAAGUAGCAAAGCGUACAGAUGUACCGACUAGCAUUGUAUAUGACUUCAUAGAUGACCGACUGCGGGCAGUGAGACAGGACAUCACAAUACAGAGGCUGCCAUCGGAGCAAUGCUGCAACCUCCUAGAGCCCAUGAUUCGGUUCUAUGUCUACUAUGGAUACAUAUUGUGUAAAUUACCCAUUAAAGAUUUUGAUCCGGUUCUCAAUAAGAAACAU
Hyposmocoma kahamanoa is the source of this 471-nucleotide messenger RNA. Its product is annotated as SAC3 domain-containing protein 1-like. The record is from RefSeq and is a predicted model, not a curated record. The transcript has 4 exons. Gene Ontology annotation, biological process: spindle assembly; centrosome duplication. Gene Ontology annotation, cellular component: nucleus; spindle; centrosome. Lineage: Eukaryota; Metazoa; Arthropoda; Insecta; Lepidoptera; Cosmopterigidae. The annotation marks the transcript as partial.